Molecule: messenger RNA, 570 nt
Organism: Drosophila sulfurigaster albostrigata
Lineage: Eukaryota; Metazoa; Arthropoda; Insecta; Diptera; Drosophilidae
Product: heparan sulfate 2-O-sulfotransferase pipe-like
Exons: 2
Coding region: 1-363 (120 amino acids)
Cellular component (GO): membrane
Molecular function (GO): sulfotransferase activity
Source: RefSeq, a predicted model, not a curated record
AUGAUGAAAACUUGCAGUCCUUUCAAUUCACCAGCUGCCAUACAAAUGGCCAAGGAGCAUGUGGAACGGGAUUAUGCUGUAGUUGGCAGCUGGGAAGACACAAACAUCACGUUAAGCGUCUUUGAGCGCUAUAUUCCACGUUUCUUCCGCGGUGCUAAACUUAUGUAUGAGAUGCACAAUAACAAGAUCACGAAUCGGAACAAGAACAAACGCAAACCCUUCAUUGAGCCUGAGGUCAAGGAGAUGAUUAGGAAAAACUUUACCCAUGAGUAUGAGUUUUACCACUUCUGCAAGCAGCGUCUGUACAAACAGUAUUUGGCCCUCAAUCUGCAUGAGCUGGACAAGCAUGGAUUGUUAAAGUAGUUGACCUAACAUACGUAUAUAGUAGUAGAUAAACAUAAUACUUGAAUGCAUUAAAAGAAUUUCCAAACAUUUUGUUAGUAGAAUUAUUGAACAAACAAAAAAAAAUACUCGUCCACUCCACAUACAUAUUUUUGUGUGUCAAUUUUGUGUCUAAUCCUUUAUGUGGGUCAAGUGCUCCUAAUCCUACCCUACUCCUUACCAAUCCAC